Messenger RNA from Aspergillus bombycis, 1185 nucleotides. Its product is annotated as E1 ubiquitin-activating protein AOS1. Gene Ontology annotation, cellular component: cytoplasm; SUMO activating enzyme complex. Gene Ontology annotation, molecular function: SUMO activating enzyme activity. Gene Ontology annotation, biological process: protein sumoylation. NCBI's taxonomy places the organism in Eukaryota, Fungi, Ascomycota, Eurotiomycetes, Eurotiales, Aspergillaceae. The transcript has 4 exons. The record is from RefSeq and is a predicted model, not a curated record. The coding region runs from base 1 to 1185 and encodes 394 amino acids.
AUGAAGUCACAGGGCAAUACAGCUCAGUCUAUCAGUGCAGAUGAGAUCGCCUUGUAUGAUCGUCAGAUCCGUCUUUGGGGCGUGAAAGCCCAGGAAAAGUUGCGAUCAGCGAAUAUACUUCUAAUUACCUUUAAGGCAUUGGCGAAUGAAGUUGCUAAGAACCUCGUUCUCGCUGGUAUCGGCACACUGACAAUUGUUGACCAUGAGACCGCCAAGGAGGAAGAUUUGAGCGCCCAAUUUUUUGUCAUGGAAGAACAUAUAGGGCAGAAUCGCGCGCAAGCGGCAGCCCCGUCAAUUCAUGCAAUGAACCCAAGAGUUCAGCUUUGUAUCGAUACAGAUGACAUACAGACGAAGCAACCCGACUUCUUUGCACAAUUCGAUGUCGUCAUUGCAACAGAGCUGGACUUCGCAAUGUACACUACCAUAAAUGCCGCAUGCCGCAUCGCAAACCGUCCAUUCUACGCAGCAGGGUUGCACGGGUUCUACGGGUUCGUAUUCGCAGAUCUAAUUUCACACGAUUUUGUUAUCGAACGAUCCAAGUCAAAUGUCCCUUCAGCUACCCAAGAGACUCCAACGCGAAGCAUAGUUGGUAUUACGACGAAGAAGGAAAACGAUAAAGUUAUCGAGAUGGUUACCAAGCGAGAGACAUACUCGCCUCUGAUUUUGGCAAACACAUCUCCCCUCCCGGAAGACUUCACUCGUCUGCCACGGAAACGGCGACAGGUCACGCCACUCCUCACUUGUCUCCGAGCGCUGUGGGAGUUCCAAAAGCUAUCCGGAGGUUGUAUGCCAACUUUCUCUCGUCAAGACCUAGAGCUCUUCACUAAACUCGCCCGUGACGGCCAUCAAGAAUUGAAAUUGGAUAUCAGCACCCUCGACUCGGAGUUCUUGCGCACCUUUUUGCAGAAUCUCGGAAGUGAACUAAGCCCCGUUGCCGCCGUUGUCGGUGGUAGGUUAGCCCAGGACGUGAUUAAUGUAUUGAGCGUCAGAGAGCAACCUAUACAGAACCUCUUGCUCUUUGACGGCGAAAAAUCUCUCGCUCCUAUCUACCCCCUGCACCCAUUCUUUCCUCCAGAAGUCGAGAAUGUCAUGCCCGCCAUUCCUCCUGCCGCGAAUCCGAUCCCUUUGAACGGCAAUCUUACAAUGCAACAACAAAUGAUUCCUCCCUCAGGAGCAAACAUCUGA